Molecule: messenger RNA, 1158 nt
Organism: Manduca sexta (tobacco hornworm)
Lineage: Eukaryota; Metazoa; Arthropoda; Insecta; Lepidoptera; Sphingidae
Product: prostatic acid phosphatase-like
Exons: 7
Coding region: 1-1158 (385 amino acids)
Biological process (GO): dephosphorylation
Molecular function (GO): phosphatase activity
Source: RefSeq, a predicted model, not a curated record
AUGGCCCUCCACUUGAACUCUUUGCUGACGCUAGUAACCGUAGCGGCUCUGAUCGCAGCGGAAGCGCUCGCCGACGAAGUCCUCGCUGACAGCGAACUCGUUCUUACGGUCUUGGUUCACCGGCACGGAGACCGCACGCCCGUGCAGGGCUCGCUAGAAUUGAGUAACGACGUGGACGCACUGCGAAAGGCCUCCGAGCCCUACGGCUACGGACAACUCACCAAUGUGGGCAAGCGAACCGCGUACCGGCUCGGCCAGUCCAUACGCAAGCGUUACGGCAGCCUCAUUUCCGCGCAUUACAACUCGUCCGAGAUCUACAUUCGUUCGACGGACUCCACGCGCGCCCAAAUGACCGUGCUCACCGCCAUGGCGGCCGUGUACCCCGCCGGUGAUGACAACUGGAGCGACUCUCUCCCCUGGCAGCCCACCCCCUACACCAUGGUGCCUACUAAAUACGACCCCAACCUCGCCAUUUCAAACUGCCCCCCGGUCGUAAAAGCUUUCGCCAGCAAGAUGUCGUCCACCUCAGCGGCGAUGGAGCGCUACACGGACGUGUUGAACCAGUGGUCGGAGCUGAUCGGCACCAACAUCACCGCAACACCAGUGCUCGCCUAUGGCUACUACGACGUUUAUAAAAGUCAGAACAGCAUGACUCGUAAUAACGACAGGAAUUUACAGAUCAGCCUCGGCGUGCCGCUGACCGAGGAGUUGCAGGCGCUGCUGCCGGAAAUCAAGGAAAUUGCUGGCGCAGCCAUGGACGUCUUAUUUGGUGAUGACGACUACGUGGCGCUGGAGGCCGGUGUGUACAUGAACGACGUCAUCACGGCGAUGACCUCGGCAGCAAGCGGCGACGUGUCGCAGCCCCUGCGCAUCUACUCCGCGCACGAUACUAACGUGUACCCCGUUAUGGCGGCGGCGCGCAUCACGCCGCGUCAGGGCGUGCCACCAUACUGCUCUUCAUUCGCGCUGGAACUGCGCAAGCGCACUGAUACUGGUGAUUAUGUCGUGCUGCCGGUGUACCAGAGCUCGCCGGACGCCGAGUUGAUGUACCUGCAGGUGGAGGGGUGCAGCGCGCUGCUGUGUCCGCUCGACGAGUUUGUCUCCAUCACGAAGCCCUUCGUGCUGGAUGAGGACACGUGGCGCCAGAAGUGCGCCUAA